CUCCUUAAAUCAACCGCUUUUAUUUUUCUAGCGUGGCUAACGGCUGUUACCAUUCAAAGCUGCAAGCUUUACUAAACGCAAUUCAGUGGAUUUAAAAUAGUUCCAAAAAGUGUAUGCGUAGCGGUUUUUCCAUACUAUUUCAACGGUCUGAAUAUUGCAUUUGAGAAAUGUCGAGGCGAAGGCACAGCGAUGAGAGUGAUGCCGGCUCCCAGCCUCACAAACGGAGGAGGACGUCUGAACCCAUUGAGAUUGAAGACCGCUUGGAGUCGCUGAUAUGUCGAGUGGGAGAGAAGAGUACGUCCUCCUUAGAGAGCAAUUUGGAAGGUCUUGCUGGUGUCCUGGAGGCGGAUCUUCCUAAUUAUAAAAGCAAAAUCCUGCGCAUCUCAUGUGCUGUUGCAAGGCUUUUGCCAGAGAAGUUAACGGUGUACACAACACUAGUGGGACUUCUUAACGCUCGCAACUACAACUUUGGAGGAGAGUUUGUGGAGGCCAUGAUCCGACAACUUAAGGAGACACUAAAAUCAAACCUUUACUCUGAGGCCGUUUACUUGGUGCGCUUUCUCAGUGACCUGGUGAACUGUCAUGUCAUCGCGGCUCCAUCCAUGGUUGCUAUGUUUGAGAACUUUGUCAGUGUCACGCAGGAAGAAGACAUACCACAGGUGCGGUCUGACUGGUAUGUGUACGUUGUGCUGUCCAGUCUACCUUGGGUUGGCAAGGAGCUGUAUGAGAAGAAGGAUGUGGAAAUGGAUCGCUUGCUCAACCAAAUUGAGGGAUAUUUAAAGCGGCGUCAAAAGACUCAUGUUCCUAUGCUGCAGGUGUGGACCGCAGAAAAGCCCCACCCACAGGAAGAGUAUCUGGACUGUCUCUGGGCUCAGGUGCAGAAGCUGAAGAAAGACCGCUGGCAGGAGCGUCACAUCCUGCGGCCUUAUAUUGCAUUUGACAGCGUGCUGUGUGAAGCCCUGCAGCACAACCUGCCCCCUUUCACACCUCCAGCCCACUCUGAUGACGCUGUCUACCCCAUGCCCCACGUCGUCUUCCGCAUGUUCGACUACACUGAUGCCCCAGAGGGGCCAGUGAUGCCAGGAAGUCAUUCAGUCGAGCGCUUUGUGAUUGAGGAGAACCUGCGCUGCAUCAUCAAGUCUCACUGGAGGGAGAGGAAGACCUGUGCUGCCCAAUUGCUCAGCUACCCUGGAAAAAACAAGAUUCCCCUUAACUACCAUAUUGUGGAGGUGAUAUUUGGUGAGUUAUUCCAGCUGCCGAGUCCUCCUCAUAUUGAUGUCAUGUACACUGCGUUACUCAUUGAGCUCUGCAAACUGCAACCGGGCUCUUUACCACAAGUUCUUGCUCAAGCCACAGAAAUGAUGUAUAUGAGGCUGGACACAAUGAACACAACCUGCAUAGACCGGCUCAUCAACUGGUUCUCCCAUCAUCUGAGUAACUUCCAGUUCAGAUGGAGCUGGGAUGACUGGGCUGACUGCUUGACUCAAGAUAUUGAAAAGCCUAAACCCAAGUUCGUUAAAGAGGUUUUGGAUAAGUGUAUGAGGUUGUCGUAUCAUCAGCGGAUAGUGGACAUUGUUCCUCCGAGUUUCUCUGCCCUGAUCCCAGCUGACCCUGUGUGCAGCUAUAAAUAUGGAGAGGAGGCUGACAGUUCAUUACCAGGAUUAGCUAUGGCAACUACAGUGGGUAACGCUAUCAAAAACCGGGCAUCUAAUGAGGAGAUUCUUAUUGUUCUAAAAGAUGUCCCUAAUCCAAACCAGGAUGAUGAUGAUGACGGGGGCGAUGGCUUCAACCCUCUAAAGAUUGAAGUGUUCCUGCAGACGCUGCUCCAUUUGGCUGCGAAGUCUUUCAGUCAUUCCUUCAGUGCCCUGGCCAAGUUCCAUGAGGUUCUGAAGACCCUUACAGACAGCGAUGAGGGGAAACUGCACAUCCUCAGGGUUCUGUAUGAGUUCUGGAGGAACCAUCCUCAGAUGAUCUCAGUGUUGGUGGACAAGCUGAUACGGACCCAGAUUGUGGACUGUGCAGCUGUGGCCAACUGGAUAUUUUCUCCCGAAAUGGCUCAUGAUUUCACCAGGUUUUAUGUGUGGGAGAUUCUACAUUCCACCAUCCGGAAGAUGAACAAACACGUGCAGAAGAUUCAGAACGAGUUGGAUGAGGCAAAAGUAAAGCUGGAGAAGCAACACAACAAAAAGCAGCGGGACAGCGGUGAUGAAGAGGACAUGGAGAAGAACAGUGAGGAUGAGGAGGGUCAGUUGGAGGAACAGAUCGAGAGGUUGCAGGAGAAAGUAGAGUCGGCCCAGAGUGAACAGAAGAACCUUUUCCUUGUUAUAUUCCAGCGCUUCAUUAUGUUACUGACAGAGCACCUGGUUCGCUGUGAAACGAGCGGCGUAGACCUCAACACCACCUGGUACAAGAACGGCAUCGAGAGGCUACAGCAGAUCUUCCUCAUGCAUCAUGUGAUCAUCCAGCAGUAUAUGGGUACCCUUGAGAACCUGCUGUUUACUGCUGAGCUCGACCAUCAUAUCCUGGCUGUUUACCAGCAGUUCUGUGCCCUUCAGCUCUGAAAUCCCACAAUGCAUCCCUUCAGACUGUCACACCUGCCUGUUUAUGUGGCAUUUCAAGGUUUAGUGACAUCCAUCAGGAUCAUUGGAGAUGGUUGUUUUGUAAGUAGAGAUAUUGGGAAAUGUCUGACCCUUUUUGGGCCCUUGAUAUGUUUGUGUAGUGUUUCUGUUUUUCUUUUCAUUUUUUUUUUUAACCCAUUGUCAUCAGCUCUGUGGUAAGUGUAGGUCUUUUAAAAUGCUUGGUGUUUAGUAAACCAUGAUAAAGAGCUUUGUUUUACUCAAGCAACCAUGGCAUGAAACUACUAGUUUUUAUGCGUUUUAUGUCAUUUUGAUUGAAAAACGAUUUAGUCGAGUUGGGUUACAAGUAAUUCUACGUUAUCAAUGGUGUGCCUCUGUAAAGCAGACUGAGCUCUUUUGCCUCUGUAAUGCCAUGUUUUGGAUGAUAAGAUGUCUUCCUCUUUUUUUUUUUUUACAAAAAUACAAAAUCAAAAAAUCAAAAAAAUAAUA
Messenger RNA from Sinocyclocheilus anshuiensis, 3065 nucleotides. RefSeq names its product nuclear cap-binding protein subunit 1. The transcript has 23 exons. Gene Ontology annotation, molecular function: RNA cap binding; mRNA binding; protein binding. Lineage: Eukaryota; Metazoa; Chordata; Actinopteri; Cypriniformes; Cyprinidae. The coding region runs from base 168 to 2561 and encodes 797 amino acids. The record is from RefSeq and is a predicted model, not a curated record. Gene Ontology annotation, cellular component: nuclear cap binding complex; nucleus. Gene Ontology annotation, biological process: mRNA export from nucleus; regulation of mRNA processing; nuclear-transcribed mRNA catabolic process, nonsense-mediated decay.